Molecule: messenger RNA, 1597 nt
Organism: Perognathus longimembris pacificus (Pacific pocket mouse)
Lineage: Eukaryota; Metazoa; Chordata; Mammalia; Rodentia; Heteromyidae
Gene: Saal1
Product: serum amyloid A like 1
Exons: 12
Coding region: 350-1537 (395 amino acids)
Source: RefSeq, a predicted model, not a curated record
CGGCCAUGGAUCGCAACCCCUCGCCCCCACCGAGCCGCCAAGACGGGGAGGACGAGGAGGAGGAGGCCGGGGGAGACUGCAUAGGGAGCACGGUCUACAGCAAGCACUGGCUGUUUGGGGUCCUCAGCAGGCUCAUCCAGAUAAGAUACUUUGAGAAUAGUCUCCUGUGAUUUCUAAGUGAAAAGAAACUGACGAACUAUGGAUAGUUUUCAUUCAUCCUCCCCCCCCCCCCCGCUUUGUGUCACUGAAGAUUGUUACGCCAGAAAAUGGGAAAUCCAGCUCAGAAGAUGAGGAGCAACAGACAGAGCUUGAUGAAGAAAUAGAGAAUGAAAUUUGCAGAGUAUGGGAUAUGUCCAUGGAUGAGGAUGUGGCUUUAUUUCUUCAAGAAUUUAAUGCUCCUGACAUCUUUAUGGGAGUACUAGCAAAAUCUAAGUGUCCUCGAUUAAGAGAAAUCUGUGUGGGAAUUUUAGGUAACAUGGCCUGUUUCCAGAAGAUAUGUGUGUCCAUCAGCAGUGAUAAAAAUCUUGGGCAGGUGCUACUGCAUUGUUUAUAUGACUCAGACCCACCUACGCUAUUGGAAACAAGCAGGUUGUUGCUUACUUGCCUUUCCCAGACAGAAGUGGCCAGUGUCUGGGUUGAAAGGAUUCGGGAGCAUCCAGCUAUUUAUGACAGCAUUUGCUUCAUCAUGUCAAGUUCAACAAAUGUUGACUUGCUGGUGAAAGUGGGGGAGGUUGUGGACAAGCUCUUUGAUUUGGAUGAGAAACUAAUGUUGGAAUGGAUUAAAAAUGGAGCUGCUCAGCCUCUGGACCAACUCCAGGAAGAUUCUGAAGAGCGGCCAGUAUUCAGGAUUGUGCCCUGUGUCCUGGAAGCUGCCAAACAAGUACGUUCUGAAAACCCAGAAGGGCUUGAUGUUUACAUGCACAUUUUACAGCUACUUACCACAGUGGAUGAUGGAAUUCAAGCAAUUGUACAGUGUCCAGAUACUGGAAAAGGCACUUGGAAUUUACUUUUUGAUCUGGUUUGCCAUGAAUUCUGCCAGUCUGAUGACCCACCCAUCAUAUUGCAAGAGCAGAAAACAGUGCUGGCCUCGGUAUUUUCAGUGUUGUCCACCAUCUAUGUUUCUCAGGCUGAGCAGGAAUACCUAAAGGUAGAAAAAGAUCUUCCUCUAAUUGACAGCCUAAUUCGAGUGUUAGAAAAUAUGGAGCAUUGUCAGAAGAAGCCAGAGAAAUCAACAGACUUUAACACAGAAGAAACUAACAAGUCUGAUUUAACACAAGAUGACUUCCAUUUGAAAAUCCUAAAGGAUGUUUCAUGUGAAUUUCUUUCCAAUAUUUUUCAGGCAUUAACAAAGGAGACUGUGGCUCAGGGACUAAAGGAGGGCCAGUUAAACAAACAGAAAUGUUCCUGUGUAUUUCAAAACCUCCUUCCUUUUUAUAUUUCUGUGGUGGAAGACUUUAUGAAAAUACUGCAGGAAGUCGAUAAAGCCCUUACUGAUGACCUGAAGAAAAGUUUUCCAAGUUUGAAGGUUCAGACCUAAAAACUGAGUUGGAAUUUCUUCAGUUCAGGAAAUAAACUUUCUUUUUUUUUUUUGUAGUUG